Mobula hypostoma (lesser devil ray) is the source of this 8906-nucleotide messenger RNA. Its product is annotated as secreted frizzled-related protein 2-like. Gene Ontology annotation, biological process: canonical Wnt signaling pathway; non-canonical Wnt signaling pathway. The coding region runs from base 6622 to 7542 and encodes 306 amino acids. The transcript has 5 exons. The record is from RefSeq and is a predicted model, not a curated record. Gene Ontology annotation, molecular function: Wnt-protein binding. Lineage: Eukaryota; Metazoa; Chordata; Chondrichthyes; Myliobatiformes; Myliobatidae.
GAAAACACCGUGAGCACAUUCACUCUUUCCUUCUGCUCGGUCAAGCUUUCUGACGCAUUGAGAUCAUGAAGGACCCCAACUACCCAGGUCAUGCCAUCAGGGAGGAGGUACAGGAGCCUCAAGACCCACACCACCAGGUUCAGGAAGUUAUUACCCCAACCAUCAGCCUCUUCAACCAGGAGGGAUAAGUUCCCUUGUCCCAACGCUAAACUGUGCCCACAACCUAUGGACUCACUUUCAGGUAUUCUUCAUCUAAUAUCCUCAUUAUUUAUUGCUUAUUUAUUUAUUACUUUCUGUUUUUUCUUUUUGUAUUUUCACAGUUUGUCUUUUGUACAAUGGUUGUUUGCCUUUGUUAUGUGUUAUCUUUCAUUGAUUUUAUUGUUUAUAUGAAAGAAAAUAAAUCACAGGAUUGCAUUUGGUGACAUAUGUAUUUUGACAAUGAAUUUACUUCGAAUUUGACUUUGAUUAGCGUGGUCAUGGUACAUUUUCAGACCUCUACGUCUUGCCCCUCUUGAACUAAUCCUACAGAGCACAAAACAAAGGCACCUCAUCUUCUGAUUAGCCAUGUUAGGGGGAGGUAGGAUAAAGGCAAGCAGCCUCAUUUGAAGUAUUGUGUGCUGUUCUGGUCACCUAUAAACAAUAAAGAUAUCAAUAAGACUGGAAGAGUACAGAGAAAAUUUACAGGGAUGUUGCCUUGACAUGAGGACCCGGGUUACAGGGAAACAUCGAAUUGUAUUUUUUUGGCGCAUUGGCCUUCAUAAAUCAGAGUAUUGAGUACAGGAGAUGGGGUGUUAUGUUGAAGUUGUACAAGAUAUUGGUGAGGCCUCAUUUGGAGUAUCGUGUACCAUUCUGGUCAGUUAUAGUGCUGUGCAGAAUACUCAUACUCAAUCACUCUAGAUUUUUGAUAUAAACUUUGUUUUAGAUGUUUACUUUUGGCUUUCUGCAUUCGUGUCAGUAGAAAAGAGAAAUUUUAAAUUUCCAAACAUUUCUAAAAGAUUAAAUGUUGGAGAAAUUUUUGUAUUUCAUUAAAGGAAGUAACAUAUGAAGUAAUAGACCACUUUUCAAAUAAAAACUUGAUGACUUUGUAAGUAUAAAGCCCAGUGCACGACAUGGAUACUCAUGAAUACAGCUUUUUCACCUAGAGGGUGGUGAGAGUGUGCAACGAGGUGCCAGUGGAAGUAGUGGAUGUGGGUUCGAUUUCAACUUUUAAGAGAAGAUUGGAUAAACACAUGGAAUGCAGUGGUCCAGGUGCAAGUCAACGGAAUGAGGCAGAUUAAUAAUUUGGCAUGAACUGGAUGAGUAAAGGGCCAAAUUCUGUGCUGUAGUGUUCUGUGACUAUUGCCUAUCACUCAAUGUUACACCCACAUAUAUAACACACACAAUACUGUCUCUGCUAGUAAUUAUCACCAGCCUCAUCAUAAAGACCAUAAGAGGUAGAAGUAGAAUUAGGCCAUUCAGCCCAUCAAAACUGUUCUACCAUUCCACCAUGGCUGAUCCAUUUUCCCUCUUGAUCCCAUUCCCUGUAACCUUUCACAACCUGACUAACCAAGAAGUUACCAACUUCCACCUCAAAUAUACCCAAUGACUUGGCAUCCACAGUCCUCUGUGGCAAUGAAUUCCACAGAUUCACCAUCCUCUGGCUAAAGAAAUUCCUCAUCUCCAUUCUAAUUGGAUGCCACUCUAUUCUGAGGCUGUGCCCUCAGGUCCUAGGCUCCCCCACUAUAGGAAACACCCUCUCCACAUCCACUCUUUAUUGGCCUUUCAAUAUUCGAUACACUUCAAUGAGAUCCCCCUCCCAUUCUUCUAAAUCCCAGUGAGUGCAAGCCCAGAGCCAUCAAACCUUCCUCAUAAAAUAACCCUUUCAUUCCCAGAACCAUUUUCGUGAACCUCCUCUGAACCCUCUCCAAUGUCAGCACGUCCUUUCCUAGAUAAGGGACCCAAAACUGCUCAGAGUACUCUGAGGCCUCACCAGUGCUUUAUAAAGCCUCAGCAUUACAUCCUUGCUUUUAUAUUCUAGUCCUCUCAAAAUGAAUGCUAACAUUGCAUUUACCUUCCACACCAACUCAAAUUGCAAUUAACCUUUAGGGAAUUCUGCAUGAGAACUCCCAAGUCCCCUUUCACAUCGAAUUUUUGAAUCUUCAGCCCAUUUAGAAAAUAGUCUACACUUUUGUUCCUUCUACUAAAGCACAUGACCAUACACUAUAUUCCAUUUGCCACUUCUUUGCCCAUUCUCCUCAUCCAAGUCUUUCAGCGGCCUGUUUCCUCAAAACUACCUCCACCCAUCUUCACAUCGUCCACAAACUUGACCACGGGCCAUCAAUUCCUACAUCCGAAUCAAUGACAUACCAAAAGCGGUCUCAAUACCGAAACUUGCAGAUCACUAGUCACCGGCAGCCAACCAUUAAAAGCUUCCCUUAUUCCCUGCCAGUCAGCCAAUGCUCUAUCCAUGCUAAAAUCUUUCCUGUAAUAUCAUGGGUUCUAAUCUUGUUAAGCAGCCUCAUGUGCAGCACCUUGUCUGAAAAUCCAAGUACGCAAUAGCCACUGAUUCUCCUUUGCCUGUCGGCCUGUUAUUUCCUCAAAUAGCUCCAAUAGAUUUGUCAAGCAAGAUCUCCCCUUAAGGAAACAAUGCUGAGCCUCCAGGUACCCAGAAACCACACCUUCACAAUCAACUCCCACAUCUUCCAAACCACUGAGGUCAGGGUAACUGGCCGAUAAUUACCUCUCUUCUCUUUACACUAACGCCCCACGCUGUAAUGGUGCUGUGCUAACCGCCUGCACUACCCUAGCGCCCCAUAAAUCUACACAAUUGAAUGAUUUGAUAGUGAGAACCUUUUCUCUGGUUGUGGGUGUGGGGGGAAUAGUACUUCACACACAGCUCAGACAGCCUCUACUCCUGAACUCCAGGCUCAAGUACUUCCAAUAUCUACUGCUGGCUUAGAAGUGUAAGAAGUGGCGGUGUUAAUAGAUUUCAGGAGGAAACAGGCAGAUGUAACCGAACACCCGUGUGAAGUGACAUAAACCAACAGCAACGAUAUUAAGGAGGGAGCAAGAACAGAUCUACUGAACAAGUACAGCAAAUUCAGACAUUAUGCAUUGUUGACUUUAUAAACCAAUCAUAAAAGCCAAGAGAUCAGAACAUAGAACAGUACAACACAGCCUGGCCCUUUGGCCCACAAUGUUGUGCUGACCUUUUAACAUCAAUCUAACCCUGGAAAGCAAAGGAGGAGGAGAGGUGACUUGAUAGAGGUGUGUAUCUUCCUGAAGGAAAAAAGUCACCAUCUGCCCGACCACUGAAGUGCUUUGAAGAUUUAGUUAUUGUAUCUGUGCUGUGAAUACGAUCUCGGGACUCCAGGUCCAGAGGGGCACCAUGGUAGUGUAGAGGUUAGCGCGAUGCUGUUACAGCUCAGGGACUUCCAGAGUUCCAAGUUUAAUUCCGAAAGGAGCCUCCGUACAUCCUCCACCUGGAAUCUGUGGGUUUUCCCUGGGUGCUCUCGUUUCCUCGCUCACUGUAAACUGCCCCAUGAUUAGGUUAGGGUUAAAUGGGGCUGCUGAGGUCACGUGGCCCGGAGUGGAACGCACUGCCAGGGGCAGUGGCAGAGGCAAACGCAUUAGGGCCAUUUAAGAGACCUUUAGAUAAGCACAUAGGUGAUAGAAAAAUUGAGGCUAUGUAGGAGGGAAGGGUUAGAUAGACCUUGGAGCAGGUUGAGAAGCACAACACUGGGCCGAGGGUCUGUACUGUUCUAUGUUUUGAUCGCUUGGCUUUUAUUAAUUAAAUCUGUGAUGGUGAGUGCCUGGUGUGGUGGUAGAGACAGACACAUUCGAGACUUAAGAGAUAUUUAGAUAGGCAUAGGAAUGUGAGAGAAAUGGAGGGAUAUGGACAUUGUGUUGACAGAAGGGAUUAGUUUAUUUGGCCAUUUGAUUACUGAUUUAAUUACAUCGACACUACAUUAUAGGCCAAACGGCCUGUUCCUGUUCUGGACUGGUCUAUGUUGUAUCAUCUCAUGAAUCCCCUCAAGAAAAUACCAUAACAUCGCCCCACAGAAAGAUACAGCAAUUCACCUCCAAAUAUACAUUGAACCCUCAAUCACAAACCAAAAUUACCCCAUUAAUGUGAGUCACUGCAUGCAAACUGGGUUCGCAUUUCUAAAGAGACAAACAGCAAUCAUUGUAAAUAUUUCAACAGCUUGGAUCUGCUUUGGAACAUUCCUUACAGUGGCAACUGAAUUUCGACCACUGGUGCUGAAAAGCAUUACGGUAGUGUGCUGCCCUGACACUCCUUUCAGCCGAUAUCGCCAAGGGGCAGCAGUCUGACAGGAAAACGAGGUGCUCACUGAAACCUCCAGACGGAACCUCAGCUGCUGGCUAUCUGGAUGCACGUAUAUCCAGAGAGAGACCGUGGGUCAGUGACCACACCUGUAGUUCAAAUCCCACAGUGACAACUGGGAGAAUCAGGGACUAAAGUUAAGCAGAGUCAUGAUUAUUCUAAAGGAAGAGAAUUGUUCUAGGUUGACCACUGCAACUUUGGCAGCACAGUAGUGUAACACUAUUACGGCACCUGUGAUCACCGAUAGGGGCCCUAUUCUCACCACCCUCUGUAAAAAGUUCUCUCCACGACCCCAUGGGUUUCCUCCAGUUUUCUCCCAUGUGCCAUGGCUCAGAGUUGGUAACUUGUGGGCGUGCUACGUUGCCACAGGAAGUGUGACGACUCUUGCAGGCUGCCCCCAGCACACCCUCGGACUGUGUUGGUCAUUGACACAAGUUUCAAUGCAUCUAUCACAAAGGUUCUCUCUCUCUUUUUUCCCCCGCUGACACUGAAAUCUUGCAGAGGCUCCAGUUCUUCAAGAUACCACAAUCCAGCUCCAGCUCCCUGUACAAACAGAAACGUUCGCCUCCUCCCACAAGCAAACACAAGAAAGAAACUGUCACACCACCAUGCCGAUAGAAUAGUGCAGCAGUGGACAGGGCAUUUGACCCACAUGUUGUGCUGAUGCCAAUUUCCACAAAACCACCUCCUCCUCUCUAUUAUCCAGAUCCCUCCAUUCCCUUCAAGUUCCGAUUCAGGUUUACCGCACGCACGCAGACACAGGCAGUGAAAUGCAUCAUUUGUGUUAAUAAUCAACACAAUGUGAGGAUGUGCAGCCCACAAGUGUUACCACACAUCGCAUUCCCACAACGUUCAGCAGAACAACACAGAGCACAGCAAGCAACAGAAUAAGCCCCCAUUCCUCCCUCCCUGACACCCACACGGUUCGCCCUCCAACUCAGACACAGUUAGUCAUCCAACUCGAGGAUGCAGCUCCAGGGCUCUAGUCUCCAGGCUUUGGUCAUUGCAGAUUGAUUUUCCAUCCACCAAAUCUGUCAUCUAAAUCUCUAUCUCUGAAUCACCACAUGCCUGUUUCCACGACCACCCUGGUACCCCAUUCAACACACACUCAACGUUUCAGGAACAGCUUCUUCCCCUCCGCCAUCACUAUGAAACCAGGAACACUUACAUCACCACUACUUUUUCCCUUUGCACUAUUCGUUUAAGUUAUAUUUUAUAUAUACCUGUAUCACUCCACUGCCUUUACAAAACAACAAUUUCACAACAUAAAACAAUGAUAAUAAACCUGAUUCUGAUCUUUCUAGCCUGGGGAAAAGAUUCUGACUGCUUACUAACCUGUGCCUCUCAAUUUUAAAAACCACAAUUAGGUUUCCCCUCAGCCUCUGGCACUCCAGGGAAAACAACCCAGUUUGUACAAUCGUUCCUUAUAACUAAUCCAGGCCUCUAGUCCAGAUAUGAUUGACUGACGACCUCAGUGUCACGAGGCUCUCCGUGGGUCAGGGAGACCCAGCUGUCUACAUCAUACACAAGCCGGGGCAGUAACGAUACGGAGAGCAAGCCGUUGCCCAUACAGCGGGCUCCCCCUCUCCACACGGCUGAUGAAUCCAAAGGAACGGCGGAGACCGAUAAAGUUUGGCACCCGCAGUGACGCAGGAGUUGCAGUCAGCACUGAACUCAAUGUAGGACUUCCUGAGGGACUCCAGCUGUGGAUUUUUCCUCGGGAUUUACUCCCGAAGACCUCCCCAUCAAUGUACUGUGGAGAGCAUUCUGACUGGUUACAUCACCGUCUGGUGUAGAGGGACCACUGCACAGGAUCGGGAAAAGAUGCAGAAAGCUGUAAGCUCAGCCAGCUCCAUCAUCAUGUACUAACCUCCCCACCACUGACGUCAUCUUCAAGAUGCCUCGAGAAGGCGAUAUCCACCAUUAAGGACCCUCACCAUCCAGGACGUGUCCUAUUCUCAUUGCGAUCAUCAGUGAGGAGGCUGAAUUCAGAGUAACCUUCAUUCUUGGCUGUGAAUCCACCACUGAAGACAAUCAACGGAUAUUUGUGGAAUAAAUAUCCUAGGCUUUCUCCUACCAGACGGAAUCCCUGAAGAACCAGACCUUUGGGCUGGACGUUGACCUUUAACCUUGUUGGAGAUACGGGGAGACCUGAUUGGAAGGUUUUGACUGUGGCAACAAGUCAUUUUCUCGCCAGAGGCCACCUUUGGCUCAACGAAUCGUCUCAAACCCCAGCGUCAACCAGCUUUCCUGUCCUUGUCGUCAGGGUUGUCCGAGCAGGAAGGCAAGGGUUGGCCAUGUCUUGGCAGGCUUGCUCUCUCUGGAGUUGGGUGGGAGCAAGGGCCCUGGCGUGUCUCCUCCUGGCCUUCUGCUCAGGCCUAGCCGCUGCUGCCGAGCUGCCAGGCUUCCCCCUCGGAUUCUCAGUCCCGGGCAAGAGCAAUUGUAAGCCCAUCCCGCAUACCAUGACGCUGUGCCACGGCGUGGGAUACAGCGAGAUGAGGCUCCCCAACCUCCUGGGGCACGACACCAUGAAGGAGGUGGUGCAGCAGGCCGCCUCCUGGGUGCCCCUCCUCAGCAAACACUGCCACCCGGACACCCGUAAGUUCCUCUGCUCGCUCUUCGCCCCGGUGUGCCUCAGCGAGCUCCAGGAGGCCGUCCGGCCGUGUCACUCGCUCUGCCGCGACGUGAGGGACAGCUGUGCCCCCGUCAUGUUGGCGUUCGGCUUCCCCUGGCCCGAGAUGCUGGACUGUCACCGCUUCCCAGUGGGUAACGAUCUCUGCAUCCCGUCCGCCGACUCGGAGGAGGAGAGCGUCCAGCAGGAAGAAUCAAAGAUCUGCGAUCCCUGUAAAUCAGAGGGAGAGGUCGAGGGAGACAUUCUAGCGAAUUACUGCAAAACUGACUUUGUGCUGAAGGUGAAAAUCAAGGACGUCAUCUACCUCAAUGGAGACGCCAGGAUUGUCCUGGAGCCCCGGAGCAGAGCGCUGGUGGCUCCCGAGUCCAUGGAUCUGAGCGAGGAGCUGUGGCUGGCGGGGGGCUCGGCUUGUACCUGUGACGUCCUGCGGGAUCGCACCGCUUCCUACCUGGUGAUGGGGCAGAUGCAGGGGGAGGGCAGGCGGAUGGUCACUCUGGUCCGGCACUGGCAGGGCAGCAAGCGGGACCUGCGGAGGAUGGCGAGGGGCUUCAAGAAAGUCCGCUGCUACCCGGGCGACAGGAACUAAGGAAGGAAACCCCUGUCUGCGUCUGUUAUCAGUCAGCCAUGGCUUUGAGAGUUCACACUCUGAACCGCCAACCCAGCCUCCCCUUACCUCCAUCAAAUACACCGAGAGUUCCAUCCCCAACAACUCCGGCCCAGUCCAGAACAUCCAAACCUGUACCCCUCCCACAGUGUGACUCACCCUCGAUACCACCCCUCCCACAGAGUGACCCUCCCUCAGUACCGCCCCUCCCACAGUGUGACCCUCCCUCAGUACCACCCCCCCACAGUGUGACCCUCCCUCAGUAUCACCCCUCCCACAGUGUGACCCUCCCUCAGUACCUCCCUCCCACAGUGUGACCCUUCCUCAGUACCGCCCCUCCCACAGUGUGACCCUCCCAGUACCACCCCUCCCACAGUGUGACCCUCCCUCAGUACCACCCCUCCCCACAGUGUGACCCUCCUAGUACCACCCCUCCCACAGUGUGACCCUCCCUCAGUACCACCCCCCCACAAUGUGACCCUCCCUCAUUACCUCCCUUUCCACAGUGUGACCCUCUCUCAGUACCACCCCUCCAACAGUGUGACCCUCCCUCAGUACCUCCCUCCCACAGUGUGACCCUCCCUCAGUAUCUCCCUCCCUCAGUACCUCCCUCCCACAGUGUGACCCUCCCUCAGUACCACCCCUCCCACGGUGUGACCCUCCCCUGGUGACCAGUUGGAGAUACUGUCCAGCUUGGGGUUUUUUUGCAUUUCAACACUUAACCAGUGUUGUCAGUGACUGUACACUCCUCUGAGAGCUGGUGUCGUGAAACCCUUGCUCUGCCCUAACUUUGCGGACGUAUCCGCUGGGAAUCCCGUCUGUAACCCCCCCAAGAUCAAGUUCAGCUUUGUUGGCAUCUGACUGUACGUAUCUAGAACCAAACGAAACACAUUCCUCCAGACCAUGGUGCACCCACAAAACAUUUAUCACGCGCAACACAUAAAACAAAAUAUUUCCAUCAAUAAUAAAAUAUAAUUCAAAAUGUAUGUAGUUUGCAGCAUAGGUAAAGAGUGACGCUGUCCUAGGAGGGCGUUGACAAGACCUCUGUUGUGGCAGGGUAUUCUUUCUUCUCAUAGUCUAGGGACAGGUGUUAACCCCUAUUGCUGAGAUCUCCGAGACUGUCUGUACCCACAGUGCCUGAACGUACGGCUCGCAAGAGUCUGAUCUGAGGUUUACAGUGAUGGGAGAGUAAAACCAGGGUGAAUCAUUCUCACCGGAAGCUCCUGUGGUAUCCAAAUAAGUCUUUGUAAAUUAGACUGUACCAGCGAAAUAUAAAAAAAUAGCUGUAGAUUCCUGUUGCAUUGUGACAUGUACCACGAAUCAGCAAAUUGUAAAUUUAUCCAAAA